AUGGCCUCUACGAGCACCAACAUCGACCUCCCUCAACUACGGGACCAUCUCGUCACAAUCGCCCUACAAGCCGGAGAGAUGAUAACCGCGGCCAAACCCAGCACGACAUCAUCCGGCACGAAGAAGAACUCGGCCGACCUAGUCACCGAAACCGACCAGGCCGUAGAAGCAUUCAUCUCAUCCGAGCUGAAGCGGCUCUACCCUUCGUUCGCAUUCAUGGGCGAGGAAACGUACAAGCCUGGCCAGAAACUCGGCGACGAGCCCACAUUCGUGGUCGACCCGAUCGACGGGACCACCAAUUUUGUCCACCGCCAUCCCUACGUCAGCGUGAGUCUCGGGUUCGCCGUGAGCAAAAUCCCUACUGUGGGCGUCGUGUAUAAUCCCUUUACUGGGAAACUGUACUCCGGCAUCCGGGGCCAGGGGAGUUUUCUCCAAGAAAUCCACCACGGGCAGGGAGUUCAGAACAACAACGACAGCCACCACCUCCACCAACAACACCGACUUCCGCUGAAAGAUCCAGAGCCUCUUACCGGUCUAGAUUCUUGUGUUGUGGUCAUCGAGUUCGGCUCGGAUCGCUCCGGCACGAACUGGAAGACGAAAUGCGAUACCUGGGCCCGACUGGGUAGGAGUAAAGACGAGGGAGGCGCCAUGGUUCACUCCGCACGCGCGUUGGGUAGUGCGGCUUUGAACCUCUGUGCCGUCGCCGAGGGCACGCUCGAUGUCUAUUGGGAAGGAGGGUGCUGGGCGUGGGACGUUUGUGCCGGCUGGGUCAUUCUCACCGAGGCUGGUGGGAAAGUGGUCGAUGCGAAUCCAGCCGAUUGGGAGGUGCCUAUCCCUGUUGACCAUCGUAAGUAUCUCGCUGUCAGGGGAGCGACGGCUGGGCAGAGGGAGCUGGUGGAGGAGUUUUGGACAAAUGUUGAAGGCACUUUGGAGUACGAGCAUUGA
Capronia coronata CBS 617.96 is the source of this 945-nucleotide messenger RNA. Its product is annotated as myo-inositol-1(or 4)-monophosphatase. NCBI's taxonomy places the organism in Eukaryota, Fungi, Ascomycota, Eurotiomycetes, Chaetothyriales, Herpotrichiellaceae. The coding region runs from base 1 to 945 and encodes 314 amino acids. Gene Ontology annotation, molecular function: inositol monophosphate 1-phosphatase activity. Gene Ontology annotation, biological process: inositol metabolic process; signal transduction; phosphatidylinositol phosphate biosynthetic process. The transcript has a single exon. The record is from RefSeq and is a predicted model, not a curated record.